Nerophis ophidion (straightnose pipefish) is the source of this 1016-nucleotide messenger RNA. RefSeq names its product zinc finger, CCHC domain containing 9 (gene zcchc9). The record is from RefSeq and is a predicted model, not a curated record. Bases 152 to 922 code for a protein of 256 amino acids. The transcript has 6 exons. NCBI's taxonomy places the organism in Eukaryota, Metazoa, Chordata, Actinopteri, Syngnathiformes, Syngnathidae. Gene Ontology annotation, molecular function: nucleic acid binding; zinc ion binding.
GCCGCUUCAUUUGAAAGCACAGGGUGGCGCUAGUGAACCUUAUCCCCGUGUUAGACUGCACUCCCAGCAGAGAAGAAGAAACGCCACUUCCGGGAAAACAAACACAUGGAGAAUUAACUUCACCAGAUACACCUUGUGAGGAGGAUCAGCCAUGACGAGGUGGGCAAGAGCCAACAACAUCCACAAGAACAAGCCCGCAGAGGCGACUCCGUGGGGUCAGCUGAAGGCAAAAGAAGGUUCCAAGGGAGAACCUCAGAGGAGCCAUGUCAGAGGAACUCAGCCCGGCGCCUCCGCAGUGAAAAAGCCAAACAAAAAGAAGAAGGACUACACCAACGAGGACGUAAACGGUUUCCUGGAUUAUUUGCACCAGAGCGGACAGCAGCUGCCCGAAGGAGACGGACAGGAGCUGAGGGAGGAGGUGGAGGUGGCGUUGAAGAAAGACCGGAGGAGGGAAGACAGGAGGUUGAAGAGGCAGAACGACAAGAAGAACAAAAUGCUGUGCUUCAACUGCAGGAAGCCAGGUCACGGCCUGGCUGACUGUCCCGAGGCCGAGCGGGACCAGGAAAUGGGUCGAGGAAUCUGCUACCGCUGCGGCUCCACCGAGCACGAGAUCCAGCGGUGCAGAGCUAAAGUGGACCCGGCUGUCGGCGACUACCCGUACGCCAAGUGCUUCAUCUGCGGUCAGACGGGACAUUUGUCACGUUCCUGCCCCGACAACCCCAGGGGACUCUACCCUCAAGGAGGAAGUUGUCGAGUGUGUGGCUCAGUGGAACAUUUCCAGAAGGACUGUCCAGAACAUCAGGCCUCAAGCCACUCCCUGACAUUGGGUUGGUUGUCCAACAACAUGAGUGCAGACCACGAGGACGUUCAUGUCCCGCUGAAGAAAAGCAAACCCAAGCAGACCAAAGUGGUCGUCUUCUGACCACACAGACCUGCACUAUUGACUCUUCCACUGACCUCAGUCCUUUGGACUACAUCUUCCAAUAAAACAUGGCUCCUGCAAUUUACUACAAAGA